GUCCACCCCUCCCCCUCCCCCUCCUCUUAUUGAGCUGAAUGAAUGAAAAGAGAGAGAGAGAGAGAGAGAGAGAGGUAGAGUCAUUGUGGCGUUCCUGCAAAGACUCUGCAGCAACACAUUCCUCUGAACCAGAUUUAUUCUGCCAGUUCAUACUGGUUCAACUGCACAAGGACCUGGACUCAGACACAGACACAAACCAGGACCAGAAUUCAGACACAGACCAGGACCAGGACCUGGACUCAGACAAAGUUUAAACCCAGUUAAAAUCAAGUUAGAGACAGUUGGAGUGCUGUUGUGUGCAGAGAUGAAGUUGCUGCUGUUGUUGCUGCUGAUGGAGCAAACUGCAGCUCAGCAAAGAGGUCUGUUUCCGGCCAUCUUGAAUCUGGCCAGUAACGCAGUGAUCAGCAGUAACGCCACCUGUGGAGAUCCAGAACCUGAGGUUUACUGUAAACUCGUUGAACACGUCCCAGGACGAAGAAUCAAGAACCCUCACUGUCCCAAAUGUGACGCCAACUCUGUCCUGUCCAAAGAACGCCAUCCGAUCACAAACGCCAUUGAUGGAACCAAUCAGUGGUGGCAGAGUCCAAGCAUCAAGAACGGACGACAGUUUCACUGGAUCACCAUCACACUGGACCUCAAACAGAUUUUUCAGGUCGCCUACAUCAUCAUCAAGUCAGCAAACUCUCCUCGCCCAGGUAACUGGAUCCUGGAGCGCUCUCUGGAUGGUGUGACCUUUGACCCCUGGCAGUUUUAUGCCAUCAGUGACUCGGAGUGUUUGACUCGUUACAACAUCACCCCGAGACUCGGACCUCCGACCUACAAGAGCGACACAGAGGUCAUCUGCACGUCGUACUACUCAAGACUGAACCCACUGGAGCACGGAGAGAUCCACACCUCUCUGAUCAACGGCCGACCCAGUGCUGACGAUUUGACCUCUGACCUCCUGAACUUCACGUCAGCUCGUUACAUCAGACUGAGGCUCCAGCGAAUCAGAACUCUGAACGCCGACCUGAUGACGCUGAGUGUCCGAGACCCUCGAGACAUCGACCCCAUCGUCACCCGGAGGUAUUAUUACUCCAUCAAAGACAUCUCUGUGGGUGGGAUGUGUAUCUGUUACGGACACGCUCAAAGCUGCCCGCUGGACCCCGUUACCAAGAAGCUGCAGUGUGUGUGUGAACACAAUACCUGUGGAGAGAACUGUAACGAAUGUUGCCCCGGAUACCACCAGCAGCCAUGGCAACCAGGAACGGUCUCCGAGGGAAACACCUGUGAGAAGUGUAACUGUCACAACAAAGCCGUUGACUGUUUCUUCAAUCAGACCGUCUCCAAACUCUCUUUGAGUUUAAACUCUCGCGGCGUUCGUCAGGGAGGCGGAGUCUGUAUCGACUGUCAGCAGAACACGGCCGGCAUCAACUGUGAGACCUGCAGAGACGGAUACUACAGACCUGCUGAGGUUUCUCCGUACUCAGAUUCUCCGUGUGUUGAGUGUAACUGUGACCUGAGAGGAUCAAAGUCUUCAGUCUGCGUCAGAGAUGACUCACAGCCAGGUGUGUCUGCAGGUCAGUGUGUGUGUGAGGAGGGGUUCAGCGGUCAACAGUGCAAUCGUUGUGCGUUUGGAUACAGAGAUUUUCCUCUGUGCGUUCGUUGUGAGUGUAACCUGUCGGGCAGCGUCAACACCGACCCCUGCAGCCCCUGCACCUGCAAGGAGAACGUGAUGGGAGCUCACUGUGACCUGUGUAAACCAGGGUUCUACAACCUGCAAGAGAAAAAUCAGCUUGGCUGCACUGACUGUUUUUGCUUUGGUGUGUCUGACGUCUGUGAGAGCUCCACCUGGUCCACAGCUCAGGUGUAUCAUACAGACGCUUGGCUCCGCCCCUCUCAGUCCCUCCACACACCUUCUGUCGUCCAUGGCAACGACCUCCCGAUCCCCGGCAACACCUCAUCUGGCCACACCCACCAACAGGUGCUGUCGUGGGUGGCACCUGCCAGUUUCCUUGGCAACAAGCUGGUGUCUUUCGGAGGUUACCUGAACUACUCUGUGGUUUAUGACGUCCCAUUGGACAAUGAGGACCACUCUCUCCCCGCCCACUCUGACAUCAUCAUCGAGGGUAACGGCCAGGCUUUCCGUCUCUCUCCUCCCCUCCUCCUCUUCUUGUCUCCGUUGGCCGAGCGCUCAGUUGCCGUGGCGAUGGUCCCACAGCGAUUCAUGGAUGAUCGGACGGGUGGUCAUGUGACCCGUGACGACCUGCUGACGGUCCUCACCGACGUGACAUCACUGAGGGUCAGAGUUCACCUGAACGCCUCCGCAGACGGGCCGAUACGUCUCAGCUCUGUGUCUCUGGACAUCGCUGACUCUGGAUCAGUCUCUGGGGUUCAAGCGGUUGCCGUGGAGACGUGUGAAUGUCCAUGGGGUUACAGUGGCACUUCCUGUGAGGCGUGUCUCCCAGGUUUCUACAGAGUGGGCGGAGUCUUAUUUGGCGGGAACUGUAUGCAGUGUGAGUGUAACGAUCACGCCACUGAGUGUGACGUCAACGGAGCUUGUUUGGGUUGUUCCCAUAACACCACCGGUCCUCACUGUGAUCAGUGUUUACCUGGUUUCUAUGGCGACCCGACAGAGGGAACAGCAGACGACUGCCGGCUGUGUCCAUGUCCUCUGACGGAGCCGUCCAACAGUUUCAGCCCCACCUGUGUGCUGGAGUCACCUGGUCAGGUGUCAUGUGACCAGUGUCAGGAAGGAUACACAGGGAAUAACUGUGAGAGGUGUGCCAGUGGUUACUAUGGUAACCCACAGGUAGUGGGCGGGGCCUGUGUCCGCUGUGAGUGUAACAGUAAUGUGGACAUCAGCGAGGCGGGACACUGCGACACCGCCACCGGGGAAUGUCUGCGUUGCAUCGGCAACACGGCCGGGAGACACUGUGAGGUCUGUCAGGCCGGUUACUAUGGAGACGCCGUGCACGCCAAAGACUGUCGGGAGUGUGGCUGUGAUGUCAGUGGCGCCCUCUCCAGUGUGUGUGAUGUCACAACAGGUCAGUGUUCAUGCAGAGAAAACGUGACUGGACGCACCUGUGACCACUGCCAGGUGGGGUUCUUUGGGCUGCGGAGUGGGCAGGGCUGCCGAGCAUGUGGCUGCAGCCAAUCAGGAUCUGUGUCUGAGUCAUGUGACGAGGAUGGACGGUGUCAGUGUGUGGAGGGCGUGGGCGGAAACAAAUGUGACCACUGUAGUCGUGGUUACUAUGGUUUCCAUGGCAACGGCUGCACAGCAUGCACUUGUGAUCACACGGGUGGGAACUGCAACCCAGAGACUGGAGAGUGCAUCUGCCCCACCCACACAGAGGGGGACACCUGCGACAGGUGUGAGACAGGUUACUGGGGUCACGACCCAACCAUGGGCUGCAAGCCAUGCAGCUGCAGCGCAGCAGGAAGCUCCGCCCCUCAGUGUGACCUCACCAACGGCCAAUGUCGGUGCAGGGAGGGCUUCUCUGGCAGGUCAUGUGACCAAUGUACACCUGGUUACCAUGGUUACCCAGCAUGCUCAGCGUGCGGCUGCGACAUGGCGGGAACAGAAGGGAAGUUCUGCAACACAACGCUGGGAGUGUGCAACUGUCGACACGGUGGAGUGUGUGUGUGCAAGGCAGGUGUGUCAGGUCGGCGUUGUGAGGAGUGUGUCUCUGGUUGGUUCGGUUUGUCAGCUGAGAAUCCAGACGGCUGCUCUCAGUGUUUCUGUUCAGGACUGAGCCGAGACUGUGAAGAGCAGGGAGGACUGUCCAGGGUCCCUAUCGCCCUGGCUCACCCCCCCCCUCUCCUGUCAGUGGUCAGUCAGUCUAACCUGCAGGGUGUAGUAUCUGGAGUUUACCAGCAGGGCGGCGACACACUGCUCGACACCCGGCAGCUCAACACCAGCAGACUAACCGGCCCCCUCUACUGGAGACUGCCCCCCCAGUUUGAAGGCAAACAGCUGCUGUCGUACGGCGGCCUGCUGUCUUACAUCAUCACCUUCUACGCUGAGGACGGUUCAGGACUGUCCAAUCAGGAGCCUCAGGUGCUGAUGAGGGGCGGGACUCUGAAGAAGCUCGUCAUAUAUACGGACAUGGUCGCCCCCAGCAACGGCGUCAGGACCCAGCAUGACAUCAGGAUGACAGAGGUACAGCUGCAAAGAAUCAUGGGAAACCAGAGAAACAGGAAGUCUUGUUUAAACUGGAAGCAGUGUAUUAUAAAGUGUGUGUGUGUGUGUGUGUUACAGCACAAAUGGAAGUAUUUUAACUCUGUGUCGGAGAAGGCGGUGAGUCACGCUGACUUCCUGUCCGUCCUCAGUGACAUCCAGUACGUCAUCAUCAAGGCUUCAUACGGGACCAGACUGCAGCAGAGCAGGAUCUCUAACAUCACCAUGGAGACAGCAGUGGAGGUGGAGUUAGAGCAGGGGUCAGAGGUCAGCAGGGGCGUGGCCAGACUGAUUGAGUCCUGUAUCUGUCCACCUGGAUACACCGGGCUGUCCUGUCAGGAGUGUGCUCCAGGUUAUUUCCGUCAGCCUCAGUCUGAGUUGUCGUCUCAGAGUCUGAAGUCGAUGUUCGUUCGUCCGUGUGUGCGAUGUCGCUGCAACAACCACAGUGAGACCUGCAACACAGAGACUGGAGAGUGUCAGGACUGUCAGCAUCACACCAGUGGGCGGAGCUGUGAGUCGUGUGCCCCAGGGUAUUAUGGGAAUGUCAGUGGCUCCAUUAGUGACUGUUCACUAUGUGCCUGCCCCCUACGGGACAACAGUUUCAGUCCCACCUGUGUGUCAGAGGGAGCGCUUGGUGAUUUUCGCUGCACCGCCUGUCAGGCGGGAUACGAGGGGAGAUACUGUGAGAGGUGUUCUGUCGGUUACUACGGUAACCCCUCGCUGCCUGGCAGGAGGUGUUCGCGGUGUAACUGUAGCGGGUGGGGCUCCCUCCACCCACUGUGUGACGCACUGACGGGACAGUGUGAGUGCAAGGCCGGGGUCAAAGGUCAGUCAUGUGACCAGUGCGUGGAGAGACACGUCCUGCAGGGAGGAGAGUGUGUGUCCUGUGAUGACGAGUGCACCGGCGUUCUCCUGGACGACCUCGAUAAACUACACAACUACUUCCUGUCUGUCAACAUGACCGGUGUUGCCAUGGCACCAUACCGCCAGCUGGUGGUGCUGGAGAACCAGACCAGAGACAUAAAGGUGUUUUCAAAGAACAGCUCCAUCGCUUUCCGUCUGUCUAGAGUAGAAGACGAGUUAAAUCACCUGACCUCUGACCUCAGCGGUUUACUGCAGCAGAUCGCAGGUCUGUCUGAUCACCUGGAGGAAGUGGGCGUUUCCACCAACAGCAGCCUCUCCCAGGGUGCACUGCUGCUGAGGAGCAUCAGCAGCCUGCAAGACAACAUUCAGGAGCUGCAGAGAGAGGCGGGGCUUCUGAACCACACCACAGAGGAGGAGCUUGACUCAGCCAAUCAGACACAUCUGCUGGAAGGGGUGGGGCUUAUGUUAGAAACCAUGAGAGCUGUCAAUCUGACGGCCGCCAACAUGACAGCCAAUCAAGAGCUCAGUCUGGUCUCUCUACCUCUCUCUGCAGCCGUGUCAGAGUCUCACCUCCACCUGCUGCAGGUGGACUUCCUGUCCACCAGGGCGGUGGUUGAUAACAGGCUCCGCCUCGUCUCCACUUUUUCCACUGUCGGCAUGGAAACGCUGCGAAGUGCACACACACACCUGAACAAUGCCACACAACAAAACGCACAAGCACACAUACUGCUGGACAACACAUACACUCUGCUGCAUCAGUACCAGUCUCUCCACCUGAACCUGUCCACUGUCCGUCUCUCUGUGGACGCUCUGAUGGAGGAGAGUCAGCUGCUGCUGGACGACACCGUCAGCCUGACGGAGGAGUUAACGAACUCCACCACACAGGUGGAGGUGUUGGACAGUCAGCUGGAUCAGUGGCGCCCCCUGCUGAGGAAACAGGUGGAUGGUUUGGUUAUCGGACUGAAGAUGACGGAUGCUCUGGAGAAUGUUUACCGUGCAGAGAGCCACGCCCACCUGCUGCAGAGCCAUGCCCACUCCCUGCACAGCUCUCUGUCGUCCGUAUGUAAUACGUCUCAGAACGGCAGCCGAUUGGGUCAGCUCAACAGUGACAUCACAGAGCAAGUUGACUCCGCCCAGCAAGCGGCCUCAAUCGCCCACGUCUCCGCCUCCCUCGCUCUCAACAUGAGUGUCCAAUCAGAGCAGCCGCUGUCAAAAGAGGGCGGAGCCAAACUGAACUCCAGCUCUGCAGUUUUAGACGACAGUCGCCGAAUCAGGGAGACAGCUGAAGACCUGCAGCUGCAUGUCUCCAUGGCAACCAGCAGACUGGGCGUGGUCAGAGAGAGCAUCCGGAACUCCACCCUCCUCCUCCGUCAGCCAAUCAUAGAGCUGCAGAGCCUCACUAACGGCUCAUCGGCCUCGCUGCCACAGGCUCAGCUCCAGGCUGCAGCGGCGCGCUCCAGCCUACAGGCAGCGCUGCAGCGGCUGCAGAGACUCAGAGAUCAGCUGCAGGAUUCUUCUUCUGUGGUGGAAAACACCAACAACACAGUGAGAGAGACGAACGAGCUGCUGACUCACACUCAGACUGCAGCCAAUGAGGCGCAGCGUAAGCUGGAGGAGGUGGAGCAUCGCACAGAGCGUCUGAUGGAGCGGAUAAAGCCGCUGAGCAUGCUGGGAGAAACACUGAGCAGGAACCUGUCUGACAUCAGAGAGCUGAUCGAUCAGGCCCGAAGACAGGCGGCAUCGAUAAAGGUGGCGGUGCAGGCGGACAGAGACUGUGUCCGGUCCUACAGACCUCAGAUCCAGUCCAGUAACUUCAACACACUGAGUCUGAUCCUGAAGACAUCCACUCCUAAAAACCUGCUCUUCUACCUGGGUAGCAACACCACGGUGGAUUACCUGGCUGUAGAGAUGCAUGAUGGGAAGGUAUCUCUGCUGUGGGACCUGGGUUCAGGCAGCAGCAGGUUGGAGUUUCCUGGACUUGACAUCACCAACAACAGGUGGACCAGGAUCAACGCUACACGGUUUGGCGCCCACGUCUCUCUGUCGGUCCAUCAGCUGGACUCAGAGUCGGCUCCGUUGCCAGCGGUAACAGCAACAUCACCGGGAUCGUCCCGAGUUUUAGACGUCAACAGAAACACGGUGAUCCACAUCGGAGGACUGGGACUUCACACUCAGAGCCCUGUGGCGUUGAGGUCAUCCACCUUUCAGGGCUGUCUGGGAGAAGCUUCGCUCAACGAGAGAAACAUCGGACUGUGGAACUAUGACAGCAGAGAGGGCGAGUGUGGAGGCUGCUUCAGCAGUCCUCAGGCGGAAGAGACCUCCUUCCACUUUGAUGGAUCUGGAUUCUCAUUGGUCCAAAAGUCUCUGCGUGCGACCUCCACCUCCAUUGUGUUUCUGUUUAAGACUCUGUCUCCGGGCGGAUUACUGCUCUACCUCGCCUCCAACAACACCAGAGACUUCCUGUCCAUGGAGCUGGUGGAGGGGCACAUUCGUCUGACCUUUGACCUCGGCUCAGGCGCUUUGAUCCUGACCUCCAACAGGAAGUACAACACUGGAGUGUGGUACAAGAUCACGCUGCAAAGGAACAAACGCAAAGGUUACCUGUCCAUCAUGGCUGCUGACCAAUCGUCAGAGAAGGAGGUGCUGGAGGCAGAGUCUCCCGGCAUGGCUUCUGACCUGAACCGCUCCGACCUCGACCCCAUCUACAUCGGAGGACUUCCUGCCUCCAGACCCAUCAGGCGACAGGUGGUGUCGAGGUCGUACGUUGGCUGUAUAAAGAACGUGGAGAUUGCUCGGUCCAACUUUGACCUGCUGAGAGACGCAUAUGGAGUCAGGAAGGGCUGCGUACUCAAGGCGGUGCGCAGCGUGUCCGUCCUGUCCGGAGGGUUCGUUCAGAUCACUCCUCUGUCCUUCGGUCAGGAGGCAGAGCUUCUCUUCUCCUUCUCCUCCAACAACCAAUCAGGAAUCCUGCUGGCUGCCUUCAGUGACGGCCGCUCACAGCGACAGCACUUCCUGUCAGUACACCUGGUCUCAGGUGCAUUGGAGGCGGAGUUUGGUGAGGUGGGUGGAGCCAUACGGAGGGUGACGGUAAUGAAACCUGACGGAGAAUCCUUCAGUGACGGAAAGAGACACUCUGUGAUCAUCACCAUCAACAGGAAGUCUCUGUCCCUGCAGGUAGACGAGGAUCACGGGAAGUCCGUCCCUCUGUUGCCAGGCGGAGUUUCUCGUCUGUCUCCAGCCUCCUUCUUCAUUGGUGGGCUGCCCUCAGGGGAGGAGUCCCGUCUACCAAUCAGAUUACAGGAUUUAUCCAGGUGGUUCAGAGGCUGCAUCCAACACCUGGUGGUGGGCGGAGCACUUGUCGACCUAUCAGGAGCUGUGAGGUAUGAGGGGGCGGAGCUUGACAGCUGCCUACUGGAGGCGAGGGUUGGCGGGGCAGUGCUUCCUGAUGACCAGGAUGUAGAACCAACUCCUGACCCCGCUCACCUACCAGUAGCCCCUCCCACACACCUGAGCGCCCUGACACCUGGGGCGCUAACGUGUGUGUCGGAGGCAGAGCCAAGUUUCCUGCCAUCAGCAGCUCAGUUUGGUUCGUCCAAACACAGUCACAUGACCUUCAUCAUCAACCCCAACACUGUCAGGAAGAGCGUCUUGAUGAGGUUGUCGGUUCGAAGUUGGGCUCUGGACGGACUCAUCCUCCUCCUCUCUGACUCCAAACACACUGACUUCAUUGUCCUCACACUGACGGGAGGGAAACUGGUGAUGUCAGCUGACCUGGGGAAAGGCCCCGCGUCCGUCACCUCAUCUGUCGCCGUUAACGAUGGAGCCUGGCACGCUGUGAGCGCCGAGGUCAGCCGGAGGUUGGUGUCGAUCUCAGUUGACGGUUCGAGUCCAGAUUCUGUGCCGGUUAAAGGAAACCAGCUGGAUGUGGACAACAGACUUUACCUGGGAGGAUUACCUGACACACACUCCACCAGGAGGAUCAACGUGAGCAGCAGUUUUCCAGGUUGUCUUCACUCUCUCAGUCUGAAUGGAGCCAUGUUGGAUCUGACUGAACCCGCCUCACAGCAUGAUGUCACUUCCUGUUUCACCAAAGACCAAACAGGAAGUUAUUUUCACGGCAGCGGCUACGCCAUCCUCAUGCAUGAUGGGUAUAAAGUCGGCUCGGACGUGUCGGUGUCUCUGGAGUUUCGAACCAGCCUAUCAGAGGGAGUGUUCCUGGGAAUCAGCAGUGCAAAGGUUGACGCCAUCGGACUGGAAAUGAUCAAUGGACAGGUGGUUUUUAACGUGAAUAACGGGGCGGGGCGAGUGUCAGUACGUUCGAUUGGUCAGGUGUUGUGUGAUGGACGGUGGCACCGCCUCCUGGCCAGAAAAACCAAACACACCCUGAGUCUGAGCAUAGACGGGCGGAGUUACAGCACCCCCAACCCCUACCCACAAUCCACCUCUGCUGAGACCAACAACCCUGUCUACCUCGGAGGAUAUCCAGCUGGAGUUAAACAGAACUGCCUGUCAAUCAGCUCCAGGUUCAGAGGUUGUCUGAGGAACCUGCAGCUCAUUAAGUCUCACCUGAGACACACUCUCAACCUGAGCUCCGCCCACUUCCUGUCAGGUGUCACACCUAACUCGUGUCCUGUUGCUUAGCAAUGCCCAGCCUGGCUCUGAUUGGGCCACUAAUAGGACAGAUGAUUGAUAAUUGAAAUGUUUGUAGAAACAAUUGUUAGCAGCUGAUUAUUUUUACAUUUCCAAUGUCACUGUGACUUUGUAUUCUCUGUGAUUUAACUCUGUCGACAUGAAUCAUUAAAGAUUAUCUGAUAACUAACAAACUCAGGUUCAUUCACUCCAAACAUCAGAAAAGAUUU
Messenger RNA from Lates calcarifer (barramundi perch), 9882 nucleotides. RefSeq names its product laminin, alpha 1 (gene lama1). NCBI's taxonomy places the organism in Eukaryota, Metazoa, Chordata, Actinopteri, Centropomidae. Gene Ontology annotation, biological process: blood vessel morphogenesis; axon guidance; cell adhesion. Gene Ontology annotation, cellular component: basement membrane. Gene Ontology annotation, molecular function: extracellular matrix structural constituent. The record is from RefSeq and is a predicted model, not a curated record.